This is a messenger RNA of Populus euphratica (Euphrates poplar), 2024 nucleotides long. Its product is annotated as pentatricopeptide (PPR) repeat-containing protein / CBS domain-containing protein. The transcript has 11 exons. Lineage: Eukaryota; Viridiplantae; Streptophyta; Magnoliopsida; Malpighiales; Salicaceae. The coding region runs from base 113 to 1951 and encodes 612 amino acids. The record is from RefSeq and is a predicted model, not a curated record. Gene Ontology annotation, molecular function: protein binding.
CACUUAUUUACCCGCCAUUAAUUUCCAUCUUUGCCCACGCAUUAUCCGUUAUCCUUGUUUCCCUCUCCUCUCCCUCUCUAAGCUCCACCUUCAUUUCCAUGGCUGAUCAUUAAUGGGUUUUUUCACUACUAACAUCACCAGCAAUGCCAUGCAAAAUCAUCUUCUCUCCCUCUAUUCUACUAAGUUCCCAUCAUCAAACCCAUUACCCACUUUCAAAAUCACCUUCUCUUAUUCCUCUACACCCACUCGUCGUAGGUUUCACAAGCCUCAUCAUAGUCUCAAACGCCUUACCUUUCGUAUAGUUCAGCUCACUAGAAGAAGAAAAUUGGAACAGAUUUUUGAGGAAGUCGAGAGUGCUAAGAGAAGGUAUGGGAAGUUAAAUACGAUAGUUAUGAAUGCGGUGAUUGAAGCUUGUGUGCAUUGCGGGGAUACCGACUCUGCUCUUAUUGUGUUUGAUGAAAUGUGCAAGUCAGAAAGUUGUGGGGUUGAUGGUGUCUCUUAUGGGACUCUGUUAAAGGGUUUGGGCGUGGCUAGAAGAAUUGAUGAAGCAUUCCAGAUAUUGGAAUCAGUGGAAAUGGGUACAGCUGUUGGAAGUCCAAAGUUGUCGGCUCCGAUGAUAUUUGGUCUCUUAAAUGCUCUAAUUUCAGCAGGAGAUAUACGCCGAGCUAAGGGUCUUCUAGCUCGCUAUGGUUAUUUGCUUCAUGAAAGCUGCAAUCCUUCCAUCUUGGUAUAUAACUUAUUAAUGAAGGGAUAUAUAAGUGCUGGCUGUCCUCAAGAUGCCUUGCCUGUGCAUGACGAAAUAUUGGAGUUAGGAUUAACCCCUGACAGGUUCACCUAUAACACUCUGAUAUCUGCAUGUGUGAAGGCUGGGAAAUUGGAUGCUGCAAUGCAAUUCUUUGACGAAAUGAAGGACAAAUCACAAAACUUUAGUUGUGACAAGCUUUAUCCGGAUGUUGUCACGUACACAACAUUACUUCAGGGCUUUGGUGGUGCCAAGGAUCUCCUGUCAGUUCUGAAGAUUGUCUGUGAAAUGAAAAUGCAUCGGAAUUUAGUUAUUGAUCGAACUGCAUUCACAGCAAUGGUUGAUGCAUUGCUAAACUGUGGUUCCAUGAAUGGUGCUCUCUGUGUAUUUGGAGAAAUAAUAAAACGUGCUGGUGUGAACCCAAAGCUUCGACCAAAGCCUCAUCUCUAUCUUUCCCUUAUGCGUGCUUUUGCCAGUCAAGGAGAUUACAAUAUGGUAAAAAAUCUGCACAGGCGAUUGUGGCCAGAUUCAUCUGGAGCCAUCUCUCUAGCUCUUCAAGAAGAAGCAGAUCAUCUUCUCAUGGAGGCGGCUUUAAAUGAUGGCCAGGUUGAUGUGGCUCUGGAAAAUCUCACAAAUGUUGUACUAAAAUGGAAACGGAUACCAUGGACAAGUCGAGGAGGCAUGGUUGCUAUGCGGAUAGAGGCCUUGUUGGGAUUCACCAAUUCCAUAUUCAGUCCUUAUCUGCUUCCUCAGGUAUCACCAAGGGAACCUAUCGAGAGCAUCAUGAUGCCACUAAAAGCAGCUAAGCCUUUACUCGGUACCCUCCACUUGAAGAAAGUGGUUAUGCGCUUCUUUUGGAAUCGAGUUCUGCCUGUUGUAGAUGACUGGGGCAGCUGUGUGGGACUUUUGCAUCGUGAAGACUGCACCGAGUUGAAUGCCCCCCUGAUGACAAUGAUGAGAAGCCCCCCACCUUGUGUUACAACCACGACGUCUAUUGGCCAUGUGGUUGAUCUAAUUUUAGAAAAGAUGUAUAGAAUGGUUGUUGUUGUAAAAUAUAGUAAUUUAAAUAGUUCUACUAACAGCUCAGGUUCUAAAACUGUUGGAGUUUUUACAGCUGAACAAUUGUUUAAACUUGUUGUGCCUGUACAACGGCCAUUGGAGCAAGAAAGAACUCUUGGUAGAAGACGGUGUGAGAAUUUUGAUGCGUAAUUGUAUUUGUUACUCGACUGAAUUCCUGCGCAUUAUCCUAUUAAAGAAGAGUCUUCUCAUUUUCUUUGAUUAA